Ziziphus jujuba (common jujube) is the source of this 1429-nucleotide messenger RNA. Its product is annotated as protein NSP-INTERACTING KINASE 2. Bases 872 to 1174 code for a protein of 100 amino acids. Gene Ontology annotation, cellular component: membrane. The record is from RefSeq and is a predicted model, not a curated record. Lineage: Eukaryota; Viridiplantae; Streptophyta; Magnoliopsida; Rosales; Rhamnaceae. The transcript has 2 exons.
GAAUGGAAUGGAUGAUGUCGUGGUAGAAGACCAAUGGCAUUAUGCAAACUGAAGAGGACGAACGGCCACAAGACGAUGAAUAUGUGUAAUGCUGAUUAUAUUUUAUGAAGUUUAAAACAAUACAAUAAUUGAAACAAUACAAUAUACCCUUUAAAUUUUAGGAUUUCACAAAUUCGAGAUCACUAUCAUGUAAUAUAAUAGAAAUAGUUUCCAGAUGAGGAACAAGCCAAAGCAACUCUUCAACCAGCAGCACAAUACUAUGUCUUCUUUUCCAUCUCAGUUCUACGUUCUGAUACGUAAGAUUAUAUAAUGGAGGAAUCAUGUUCUCUCUUAAAUUAUCAGGAUAUAUCAAUACCUUCCAAAAGUUACACCAACAAAAAAAAUAUAUAUAUAUAUAUAUAUAUAUGUAUAUUCAUGGUCAGUCACAAAUAACAAUACUAUAUGCACCAAAUAGUUUACCGAUUUGACAUGACAAGAUAAAUGUGUCAUUAUAUUAUUCUAUUAGGUUUAGAAUAUUAAUAUCAACUAAAGAUGCAUAAGUGUACCCCUUAAAAUAAUAAGUAAAAUUCAGUUAGAUAAUGAUACGCCAUUUUGUUCCAUCAGUUGAUAAACAACUUUAUUAUAAACAAUAAAAAAUAAAAAAAUAAAAAGAAAGAAGAAGAAGAAGAAGAAGAAAAGAAAUCAAGACCUGAUAAAGUGAAUAGGUAGCUCAGUAGAGAUUUUAUCCAGAAGUAAUUUUUCACAAUGAUCAAAGGUUCCAAGAAAAUCCUUGAAAUCUUGAGGAUGGGAAUUCGAGAUAUAAGGUGUAACACUAAACUUCGGCAUGAAGCCUAGAAUAAGAGAUUGAGUACUGGAGGUGAAGACGGUUGAGAUGAGUACUGGAAUUCUUGGCAAGGCUGCUAACCAGAAAGGAGCAAUGCUUGAUUGGGUAAAGAAGAUUCAUAAGGAGAAGAAGCUUGAAAUUCUAGUAGACAAGGAUCUUGAAAACAGCUAUGAACGGGUGGUUGAGCUGGAGGAAAUGGUUAAAGUGGCUCUCUUAUGCACCCACCGACCCAAGAUGUCUGAAGUGGUGCGGAUGGUUGAAGGUGAUGCACUCGUGGAACGAUGGGAAGCUUCUCAAAUAGUUGAAUCAACUAAAUGCAAACCCCAUGAGUUCUUCAGACCGAUACUCUGAUCUCACGGAUGAUUCUUCAUUGCUUGUCCAAGCAAUCGAGCUUUCUGGUACUAGGUGAUUUUCUUCUCCCGAAAAAAGUUCUCUUCUUUUAAACCAAAUUGGGCAUAUCAUAUUCAUAGGAACAGAUGAUAGUUGAAGCCAUUAAGUUUUGCAUAAAUUUUGUAAGUUUUUGUUGUAUAUUUGCAGUAUAUAUGCUUGUAUUGGUUAGUAUUUGUGUAAUUGACAUUGUCAGAUCCAUUGUAUACUAUAAUGGUA